Messenger RNA from Cryptomeria japonica (Japanese cedar), 477 nucleotides. RefSeq names its product bZIP transcription factor 11-like. Lineage: Eukaryota; Viridiplantae; Streptophyta; Pinopsida; Cupressales; Cupressaceae. The transcript has a single exon. Gene Ontology annotation, biological process: positive regulation of DNA-templated transcription. The record is from RefSeq and is a predicted model, not a curated record. Gene Ontology annotation, cellular component: nucleus. Gene Ontology annotation, molecular function: DNA-binding transcription factor activity; transcription cis-regulatory region binding. The coding region runs from base 1 to 477 and encodes 158 amino acids.
AUGGUUCUUCCAUCAAACUUGAUUGUGCCCAAUUCAACGAAGGGCGUGAGUGCUAGCACAAAUCCGAAAACAUCUUCCAGUGGGCGAGUGAUCACACAACAAAGCUCAGGUUCUGAGAAAGACCCAAAUCAAAUCAUUGACAAGAGGAAGCACAAAAGAAUGAUUGCCAACAGAGAAUCUGCAAGGAAACCCAGAUUGAGAAAGCAGCAGCAUUUAGAUGAACUGAAUACAGAUGCAGAUUAUUUCAGAGCAGAAAACAAUAUGUUAUUCACAAAAUUGAACAUUGUUUCACACAAUUACAUGCAGCUGCAAGAGGAGAAUUCUCUUCUUCGGUCACAUGCCAUGGAUUUAAGCCACAAGCUGCAAUCUCUGAAUAUCAAAAUGCAAUGGGAAGGGGUAAUGCAUGGCCUUGAUUUGACUUCAUCAGAUGGUUUUGUGCAUCCAAUUCCAAUGGAUAUGAAGUCUUGGUACUUGUAG